This is a messenger RNA of Nerophis ophidion (straightnose pipefish), 2555 nucleotides long. RefSeq names its product neutral cholesterol ester hydrolase 1-like. Gene Ontology annotation, molecular function: carboxylic ester hydrolase activity. The record is from RefSeq and is a predicted model, not a curated record. Bases 6 to 1247 code for a protein of 413 amino acids. Lineage: Eukaryota; Metazoa; Chordata; Actinopteri; Syngnathiformes; Syngnathidae. The transcript is spliced from 5 exons. Gene Ontology annotation, cellular component: membrane.
UCCAGAUGUUUCUGCUAAUGCUGCUCCUCUUCAUGCUUCUAGUCCCGCUUCUGGUUCUAGUUGCUCACGUCUACUGGACUCCAGUACCUGUUGGCAUCAAGGAGUCUUGGAAGCUGAGGCUGCUACAACUUCUCUGCUUUCUCGUUUUCAGCGGGGCCUUCCUGUUGGAGCGUGUGGGUGUGGGCCACAGCAUCACGUUGGUUGGAUGGUAUUCCAGGAGCGUGGAGGGCAUCAUGAAAAACUUGACAUGCAGGCAGGACAAGAAGGCCUUGAUGAGGGUCCGGGAUGUGAUGUUCGAUGGCGUCCCCGUGCGUGUUUAUGAGCCGGGCGCGGAGGGUGGUUUGAGGAGAGGCCUGUUGUAUUUGCAUGGAGGAGGCUGGGCUUUGGGCAGCGCCAAAGAAGGUUCCUACCAUGAAAACAACAGGAUGACGGCUGAGAAGCUUAAUGCAGUUUUGGUCUCAGUGGAGUACCGUCUUUAUCCAGAGGCACAAUUUCCUACGCAAUAUCUGGACUGCCUCGCUGCCGCCAAGCACUUCCUGUCCCCAGAGGUGCUGGCAAAGUACGGCGUGGACCCGUGUCGUGUGGGCGUGUCCGGUGAUAGCGCGGGGGGCAACCUGGCAGCAGCAGUUGCUCAAGAGAUUUCAAACGAUGACAACAUGAGCGUGAAGUUCUGCGUGCAGGCCUUGGUAUACCCGGCACUCCAAGCUGUGGACUUCAACACGCCAUCCUAUCGGCAGAACCAAGACAUGGUGCUGCUCUCCAGGUCGCUGAUGGUGGACUUCUGGCUGCAGUACCUCGGCCUGGACCGCUCAUUAAAGGACUACUUUCUGUCCAACCGCUACCAGUCCGCCAUCUUGCCGCAGCUCAGGGUGUGCGUCGACUGGACAGCCCUCCUGCCGCCAAAGUACAAGGACGGCUACGAGGUCGUUUCAUGGCACGGCCAAACACCGCACGAGAGGCGGGAGGCGUUAGUUCUGCAGAAUGUGCGUGCGGCGCCCCUGCUGGCGAGCUCGGAGGUGCUGGCCAGGUGCCCUCGUUCGUACGUGGUGACUUGCGAGUACGACGUGCUGAGAGACGACGGGCUCAUGUACGUGCGCCGCUUAAAGGAUGCCGGCGUGGCGGUCACCAGCGAGCAUUACAAGGACGGCUUUCACGGCUGCUUUAGCCUCACCUUGUUUCCGUUCCGCUUUGACGUCGGAGCGAAGAUGCUCCGACGUUACAUUUGUUGGAUCGAUGACAACUUGUAGAUAAAUGUAAGACAUGAAUAUUAGACUGUAACUACAAAACCCAAAACCAGUAAAGUUGGCACGUUGUGUAAAUGGUAAAUAAAAACAGAAUACAAUGAUUUUAAAAUCUUUUUCAACUUAUAUUCAAUUGAAUAGACUGCUAAGACAAGAUAUUUUAUGUUCGAACUGAGAAACUUUAUUUUUUUUUGGGAAAUAAUCAUUAACUUAGAAUUUAAUGGCAGAAAUACAUUAGCAAAAACAUUUUCACAGGGGCAUUUUUACCACUAUAUAGCCUUUCCUUUAAACAACACUCAGUAAAUGUUUGGGAACUGAGGAGACUAAUUUUUUAAGUGGAAUUAUUUCCCAUUCUUGCUUGAUGUCCAGGCAGCGAGUACUUGUCUCUGGCGCCCUGUCUGCGAGAGGCAAUGAUGAGAGGUAUUGCAGAUUAGUCUGGCUAGUUUUUGUAGGGAACAGGGACUAAUAUUUAUUGAUAAUCGACUCUCUUUCUAGGGCAAAACGGGCUUGCUGAGGGACAGCCUUCCCCCUAGCCGGGAAGAUGCAAUCACUCUAUAUAGAAACAUAGAUCACUAUUUGAGUCACACAUGACUAACUGCACUAAAACACGCUCAAACACAGGCAAUUAAAGUGUCUGGUAGUCCGGGUGAGGAGUCAUUUAAGAUAGAACUAACCAGCGCCAGGCUGGAAAAUUCCUGCACACAUAGCAUUUCUCCUUUAAUAAAACGCAAUUCGCAUAAUGUUUUUUUUGUAGUGACUGUGCCAGCAGUGAACAUACAUUCUACAAAGGUGGCAAAUUAUGACGCAUUAAAUCUAUCGCAGUACCAAGCAAACAAUCUGAAGAUCCCCAUCAUAUCAAUUCCUCGAUGUGAUCAAAAUUAUUUAAGGUGCACUACACGAAAUAAAGGUAACGAUAAUAAUAUCACUACUAGAGAUAACAUUAACACAAAAAAACCCCUGUAAUAUGGGCUUUUUAAACAUUAGAUCAUUGUCUCUCAAAACGUUAUUAUUUAAUGAGGUCAUAAGAGACAACAACACCUUGGACAAGUCGCCACCUCAUCGCAGGGCCAACACAGCUGGACAGACAACAUUUACACUCACAUUUUACACACUAGGGCCAAUUUAGUGUUGCCAAUCAACCUAUCCCCAGGUGCAUGUCUUUGGAAGUGGGAGGAAGCCGGGUUACCCGGAGGGAAGCCACACAUUCACGGGGAGGACAUGCAAACGCCACACAGAAAGAUCCUGAGCCCGACAAUGAACCUAGGACUACUCAGGACCUUCGUAUUGUGAGGCACACGCACUUACCCCUCUGCC